AGCCCAGCUGCUUCAGAUUUGGAAAAGGGGCGGGAUCGGGAGACAAGUAGCACCUCCCAUGCUCAGAGCAGUGGUGGGCUUAAGAGUUGAGGUGGGGCAGGCGGUGUUUGGCAGGAAGGGGAGGCUUCUCUCCUGGCAGGAAGCUGCGCUACGGAAAAAGGGAGGAGACUACUGCACCAGUAGCGGCUGGUGGGAUCCCGAUGUCGCAGAGGGGCAGCCGCCACCAAGAAAGAGGCGGAGGGCCUCAGAACAGAGUGCUGAAGACACCGCCGCCAUCCUCCUCUCCUACUCCUCCGCCCUUCUGAAAGAGCUCCUCGACUAAGGAUCCUCCCCUCCCAGCUGUUGCAAGCACCCAGCUCAUCGCCUGCCUAUCCUGCUUGCAAACAGACUCACUGUAAAGGAAGCUGCGAGGUGUCCAAUUUGCACACGUGAAGCCUGAGAUCCCGGCGGUGGACGCCAGGAAAGGAAAGGCCAUUGCAGACAUGAAAACCCCCAACUCACAGGAGGCCGAAGGGCAGCAAACCAGGGCUGUUGCAGGAAAGGCCACUGGGUCUGCAAACAUGAUGAAGAAAAAAGCCUCCCAAAAGAAGCAGAGAGGCAGACAUUCGUCCCAGCCCCGCAGGAACAUUGUGGGCUGCAGAAUUUCACAUGGAUGGAAGGAAGGUGAUGAACCCAUCACACAGUGGAAAGGAACUGUUCUGGAUCAGGUGCCUAUAAAUCCUUCUCUUUAUCUGGUGAAAUAUGAUGGAAUUGACUGUGUCUAUGGACUGGAACUUCACAGAGAUGAAAGAGUUUUGUCUCUUAAAAUUCUUUCUGACAGGGUGGCAUCAACUCAAGUCAGUGAUGCAAACCUUGCAAAUACCAUAAUUGGUAAAGCUGUGGAACAUAUGUUUGAGGAUGAGCAUGGUUCUAAGGAUGAAUGGAGAGGAAUGGUCUUAGCCCAAGCACCAAUCAUGAAAGCCUGGUUUUAUAUUACCUAUGAGAAAGACCCUGUCUUGUACAUGUACCAACUUCUAGAUGAUUAUAAAGAAGGAGACCUCCGUAUCAUGCCAGAGUCCAAUGAGUCUCCUCUCGCAGAAAGGGAGCCAGGAGGAGUUGUAGAUGGUCUGAUAGGUAAACAUGUGGAAUAUACCAAAGAAGAUGGCUCCAAACGGAUCGGAAUGGUCAUUCACCAAGUGGAAGCCAAACCCUCUGUGUAUUUCAUCAAGUUUGAUGAUGAUUUCCAUAUCUAUGUCUAUGAUUUGGUGAAAAAGUCCUAACUGUCAGGAUAAACUUUGCCACAUUUGUGAAAACAAAUGCGUACUUUGUAGACAUGCAAGAUAAUGUUGCUUUUCAGUGUAUUGAAAGCUUUAGGGUCCAUGUUGAUUCAACAUCUUUGCCAGCAUAAGUAUUGUCUUGUUCUAAGAAAUACAAAUGUAUGUGGUCAUGAAA
This is a messenger RNA of Bubalus bubalis (water buffalo), 1431 nucleotides long. Its product is annotated as spindlin-2. Gene Ontology annotation, biological process: gamete generation; regulation of DNA-templated transcription. Bases 483 to 1259 code for a protein of 258 amino acids. Gene Ontology annotation, cellular component: cytosol; nucleoplasm. The transcript is spliced from 2 exons. The record is from RefSeq and is a predicted model, not a curated record. NCBI's taxonomy places the organism in Eukaryota, Metazoa, Chordata, Mammalia, Artiodactyla, Bovidae.